Molecule: messenger RNA, 1805 nt
Organism: Tilletiopsis washingtonensis
Lineage: Eukaryota; Fungi; Basidiomycota; Exobasidiomycetes; Entylomatales
Exons: 2
Coding region: 306-1619 (437 amino acids)
Source: RefSeq, a predicted model, not a curated record
GUCUAAUGCUGAGAUUUCGUGCAAGCCGCAGAGACGAUGCUGUGCCAGGGGCAGGGUGGCAGUUUGGCCGUGGUGCACUCAACGGGCUGCGCGCGGCGCGUGUCGCGGCUGAACUCCGCUGACGCACAAGGCACGCAGCCCUCACCUCUGCCCUCCACCAUCUCCAUCCCUCUGCCUCGUGCCUCGUUGCACUGCCAUCUCCCCCCUCUUCUGGCAUGCCCGUCUCUCCCAACUAGCAGCAUCUAUCCUCAGCGCACAGCACCUUCUCGCCCCUCCGGUCAUCCAUCGGUGACUCGCCUUGCGCCAUGUCGUCCAGCUUCUACACGCUCGAUGGCGCCGGCAGCAGCAGCCGGCCCAUUGCCGCACGCAAGCGGUCACGCGCAGCCGCUCUGCCUCCUUCGGCUACGGGCUGCCGCGCCUCGCAGCACCCGACUGCGGAGUCCAACCGCCAUGCAUUCGACACGCGGCCGCGGGCCGGCUCGCCGCACGCGGCCACGUCGGGCUGGGAUGUCUGGGACGACACUGCCUCGGCGCUGUACCCAGCGGCAUCGACCUCUUCCUUGCCUCCAUCUGAAUAUGACUACGAUGCCGACUCGGACGCCGGCACGAGCACCGAGGCCGAGCAGCGCUCCGCCGAUGCGCCGCUGCACCGCCCGCGCAAGCGUGCACACCUCGACACCGAGACGGAGGCAGAUCUUGGACGCACGAUGCGCUGUAUGUCUCUGUCGCUCGCUGCAGAUGCUGCGGCCCAACAGCACCUGCUUGAGCUGCAGCAGCAGCAGGGCCCACCGCCGCCGGCGCCGCCGUCCUCACCGGCGAGAGCACACCACCCGCCGUUCCCACGACCAGAGGCCAUGCCUGCAGCUGUGCUUGAGACGUCGCCAGCGCCGCACGACAUGGAGAUGCGCGCUCGGCGCGGUCCCUCGAGCAUCAACCUCGACAGGCAUCGUGUGCUCGUAACGAGCCUGGAGGACACGUCAUCGGACGACGAGGCGGCAGAGGAGCAUGCCGCUGCCGCAGUGCGGGCGGCGAUGCGGGCGCAGCGGGAGGAGGCCACUCGCCGUGGCCAGGCGCUGCCAUCAAGUCCGCCGAUGCCGUCUGCCGACGAGGAGCUGCACAUCAACACGGCGCUGCUUGCCAAGCUGGAGGAGCUGAGGGGGGCCAUGGCACGCGACCGCUCCGCCGCCGCUCUGGGCCUCGGCAGCGGAGCCUCCGCCCGGCGCGAGACGAAGAAGCCGCGUAGCAGCGGUGGCUCGGCACGUAACAGCGGGUCCUCGACGCCUACGAAGCAGCAGACUGCCGCCGCUCUCGUGCUCUGGCGGAGUCCCGAGGAGAUCUUGCAGCCGCAUCUUAGCGGCGCCUUUGCGUUCGACGCCAAUGCUGCGCAGAAGCAAAGCGAUGCCGCAUCAUCAUACUCGACUACACCUGCGUCAGCGCCUCCGACCUCGCAAUCGCCAGACGCUGCGUACGCAUUCGGCUCGGCGUACGGCGCUCCUGCAGCUGGAGCGCAGGCGUUUGGCACAGCGCCUUGGCCGGCGCCGCCCAAGCAGAACGACACCAGCGGCGUGCUCUGGCUCAACACCAGCGACGCCGCCGACGAUGCGAUGGAGUGCGACUGAGUGCUCGUCGAGCCCGCAGCUUCCUUUGCUUCGCUUCAUGCCCCAUCGACCCCGUCACGCUUCCAAGACUCUUGCUCCACAAUCACGCCUGACUCUCUCCAUUCUCCGUUGCUCGCACAUGCGACAUGCAUCCUUCUCGCUCAAGUCACCAUCAAACAUUCAAUGCUACACUUUCUAGACCACUGA